CGUUAAGGGGAUAGUAAUGGAGUUUUCGGCAAAAAUGGCCACUUUUUGCGCAGUAUUUGUUGUACUUUGUGCUCUUGUUGCAGUCAACGGCGACCAGAAAUUGCAUCCAUUGUCCGACGAAUUUAUUGAUUUAAUCAAUUCCAAGCAAAACUUCUGGAGAGCCGGCAGGAACUUCCCGAAGAAUACGCCAAUUUCACACCUGAAGAAUUUGCUUGGUGCCUUGGAAGAUAAAAAUUUCCAUAAUUUAGAAAAAGUGGACCAUCUCGACGAUAUAGCGACUCGUAGUAGUCUCCCAGAGAGCUUUGACCCGAGGGACAAAUGGCCGAACUGUCCUUCCUUGAAUGAAAUAAGAGAUCAAGGCUCAUGCGGCAGUUGCUGGGCGUUCGGUGCUGUGGAAGCGAUGACCGACAGGUACUGUACAUAUUCUGAUGGAAAACAACAUUUCCAUUUCUCUGCUCAGGAUCUUUUAACUUGUUGUGAUGAUUGCGGCUUUGGCUGUAACGGGGGUAACCCUGUAGCAGCUUGGAAUUAUUGGCAGUUUUAUGGUAUAGUGUCUGGAGGGAAGUAUAACUCGAGUGAAGGAUGCAAACCAUACACGAUACCGUCCCGUGAGCAUGUAGAUGGGCCACUGCUGCCGUGCGGUGAAAUUCCUACUCCACCUUGUGUUCAUACUUGUCAGUCUGGUUACAAUACAGAUUAUGAAAAAGACAAGCGUCGUGGUAAAGAAGUUUACAGUGUAGAUUCUAAUGAGGAGAGUAUAAAAGCUGAACUGUUCAAAAAUGGGCCUGUAGAGGUGACCUUCGUAGUUUAUGGAGACUUUUUUACUUACAAAAAAGGAGUUUAUGUACAUACAGGUAAACCGUACGCUGGCAGUCAUGCUGUCAAGAUGUUGGGCUGGGGAGUGGAAAAUGGCGUUAAGUACUGGCUUGCCGCAAAUUCGUGGAACUCUAAUUGGGGAGACAAAGGAUUCUUUAAAAUUCUGCGUGGAGUGAACCACUGUGGAAUAGAAUCUGCGGUUGUAGCUGGUGAACCGUUAUUCGCAUAAAUCUUUUAAUUGGGAUGUGUUACGUAUUAACACAAAUUAUUCGCGAAGACUUGGAAUGUUAAUUCUUCAAAGCAAUAAUAUCAUUGGAGUCUAUUUUAUGGUAAUAAAAAGAUAAUGAAAGAUAUGGUAUUAAAAAUUGUUUUCUUUAUAAAUAUUUUGGCAUUAAAAUAUAAUAGCAAAAAC
Spodoptera frugiperda (fall armyworm) is the source of this 1228-nucleotide messenger RNA. Its product is annotated as cathepsin B-like. Lineage: Eukaryota; Metazoa; Arthropoda; Insecta; Lepidoptera; Noctuidae. Gene Ontology annotation, cellular component: lysosome. The transcript has a single exon. The coding region runs from base 17 to 1045 and encodes 342 amino acids. The record is from RefSeq and is a predicted model, not a curated record. Gene Ontology annotation, biological process: regulation of catalytic activity. Gene Ontology annotation, molecular function: cysteine-type endopeptidase activity.